Messenger RNA from Corylus avellana, 1622 nucleotides. RefSeq names its product SUGAR-INSENSITIVE 3 (gene SIS3). Gene Ontology annotation, molecular function: ubiquitin-protein transferase activity. NCBI's taxonomy places the organism in Eukaryota, Viridiplantae, Streptophyta, Magnoliopsida, Fagales, Betulaceae. Gene Ontology annotation, biological process: sugar mediated signaling pathway. The record is from RefSeq and is a predicted model, not a curated record.
GGCGUCUGCACCUCACUCCCUCAGCUUUUUGUUCAGCUUCGUUCACUCCGAAAUCUCAUUCUCGCCGAUCUUCUUCGCUGUUGUUCGGGGGUUUGGAUGAUUGGUCCCGACUUGAACCCGUUCGUGAGAGAUCCGAUCUGGAUUCCGCUCUCGGACUCGAGCAUUUCCGUCCUCAGAUGAGUGUAGCUGAAUCUUGUGCGUCACUCUAGGGUUUCGCUUCUCUUCCCAUUCCAUGGCCAUGAGAGGCAUCGAUUUCAAGUGGUACGACGGGUUCUUCUUGUCGAUGCUGGCCACGAGUGUAGUAAUUGUUGCGAUCAAUUGGAAGCGGUACCAUUCUUGUACAUUCCCGUUGCACAUAUGGAUUGUGGUUGAUUAUACUACCGUAUUUGUUUUUCGCCUUUUGAUGUUCGUAGAUAAUGGACUUGCUGCUGGAAUGGGUUUGGAUUUUGGGUGGCAACAGAGGUACGCUCGUUUCUGUGGAAGAGUAGUGGUGCUUUCGAUUUUGUCUUUGCUACUGUAUCCAUUCCUUUGGGCUUGGACUGUAAUUGGUACACUCUGGUUCAGACGAGCAAAAGAUUGUUUGCCCGAAGAAGGUCAGAAAUGGGGUUUCCUGAUUUGGUUGCUUUUUAGCUACUGUGGACUCUUUUGCAUUGCUUGCAUGUCAUUGGGGAAGUGGUUGACACGGAGACAAGCACACUUACUACGUGCUCAACAGGGGAUUCCUUUAUCCGAAUAUGGGGUUCUGGUUGACAUGAUCCGUGUACCAGAUUGGGCAUUUGAAGCUGCUGGUCAGGAAACAAGAAGCAUGGGCCAAGAUGCUGCUGCAUACCAUCCUGGACUUUACUUGACUCCUGCUCAGAGGGAAGCGGUUGAAGCACUCAUUCAGGAACUUCCAAAGUUCAGACUAAAGGCUGUUCCAACGGAUUGCAGUGAAUGUCCCAUAUGCUUAGAAGAGUUCCAUGUAGGGAAUGAGGUUCGUGGCCUGCCUUGUGCUCACAAUUUCCAUGUAGAGUGCAUUGAUGAGUGGCUUCGACUGAAUGUGAAAUGUCCUCGGUGCCGUUGCUCAGUUUUCCCUAAUCUUGACCUUAGUGCUUUAUCUAAUCUUCGUGCUGAGACCGAACGGACAACUGCCAGUGUGGUGACAACCAACAGAUAUGUAAGGGAACCUUCCAGCCAGAGCUAUCUGUUGAGAUUGCAGGGUCUGCUCCGUCCAGUACGUACAGGUAAUGCAGGGGCAGCUGAUGAUGCUGACAUGUCGUUGGAAACUGCAGAGAAUGGAGGUGUGGCGGUGGUGACUCGGGAUCCAUCAAGCACAGAGCCAGUACCCUCGGUUGAAAGCAUGUUUGUUGGUCAGGCCACCCAACCGCAACACUAGAUUGAUCCUGCAUCUUUUUUCCCCAAUUUUUACUAGAUUUCCUAACCCUCUGCCAAGACAAGGUAAAUGAUACUUGUCCAUAUUUGGCCAUCACUUUUGUAAGGUGUAGUGAUGGUUUCUCAUUGUAAUGAACAGAGUUUUUUGAUUGAUCCAAGUGUAUGGAGUCAUGGACUUUAAAAAACUGUAAAAGAUACCUUCUUUUUGUUAACCAGUGGAGAUUAGAAUUCCAGUCGUGCAUUGCAGUCUA